AAAACUCAUGUUUAACAGGAUUGUUUAGUGGCAUAGGGUGCAUACCGUGCUUUGUACUGAUCCCCAUGUACUUUGACCAGAAAAGAGGUCAAGCCAUGGCCAUCACGAUGGCUGGUGUAUGUCUUGGACAGAUUGUGAGCCCUCCAUUUGUUCGCUUCCUGCUGGAGCAAUAUUCUCUGAAGGGAGCCUGUCUUAUUGUGAGUGCCCUUGUCUUCAACAGCUGCGUUGGAGCUUCCCUCUUCCAGCCUGUGGAAUGGCACAUGAAUUCGCUUGACUUGGAGAACCAUGCAAUAUUACCCAACUCUGAUGAUUGCGAAGGAGAUAGUUACAUAGUAACUGAUGAGGGAAAGACGUUUGACACUCAGACAAGUGCUUUUGUGCCAGGUGAGGUUGAAAGGAUCGUUCUGAGUGGAAGCAAAAGUAAACAAAUGCGUAAGUGCUCCUCAGUGUCUAUUGCCGCCUCUUUCAUUGACUUAACUAGCAUUUCACCUCUCAACUACAGUAAUAACAAAGCUGUGCCACUCGAGAAAGAAUAUCCCGAUGGAGCAGAGGUUCAUGGAACGACUAGGAUAUGUCGUAUUACUCGUUCUCUCAUCGCAGACCUGAAGAUCUUCAAGUCUUUUAAAGCACUCAUUAUUGCCACUGCUGGACUCUUGGUGGUCAAUGGUUUCCUGAGUUUCUACAUAAUGGCGCCAGACGUCAUCCAAAGCGCCGGCUACAAUCUUGAGGACGCCGCAUGGUGCUUAUCCAUCGGCUCCGUGACCAACCUCGUGGCUCGAAUCAGCGCUGCGACUCUCUCAGACUGUUCCUGGUUCAACAAGAGAGUUGUUUACAUGGGGGGAGCUAGCCUCAUCGCUUCUAGUACCCUAGUGUUCAGCUUCUUGAGAGACCUGACGUGGAUAAUGUGACGUUUUGGG
This is a messenger RNA of Cherax quadricarinatus, 917 nucleotides long. The record is from RefSeq and is a predicted model, not a curated record. NCBI's taxonomy places the organism in Eukaryota, Metazoa, Arthropoda, Malacostraca, Decapoda, Parastacidae.